Molecule: messenger RNA, 1344 nt
Organism: Symbiodinium sp. CCMP2456
Lineage: Eukaryota; Dinophyceae; Suessiales; Symbiodiniaceae
Source: the annotation of a GenBank genome assembly
GCCUUCCAUGAAUGGCGGCGGCUGCGAUGUACGGCCUGGCGCAAGGCCAACGGACUUCCUGCAAAGCAUUACGGUCAUUCGGUGUGCUUCCGCGCCUGGCAGCAGCGAACUCGGCGGCUGCGGGAUUUACGGAUGUGGCUGCCCAAAGAGGUCCGGGGACCUGCUGAGCGGCAUCACGGCCACGGCCUGGCUCUCUGCGCCUGGCGCCGGCGCGUCCGGCACCAGCGCAACGUUCGGGGCGUGCUUCUGAAGGAGGUCGCCACCUCUGAGGACGGCCUGCGGCGGUUGGUGCUUGCGGCCUGGUCCGUGCGGCUAAGGCACCGGCAGGGUCGGCGACGGGGGGUGUCGGCAGCCGACCGAAUAGCAGUGAAGCUCCUGGCACAUCAGGGUCGUGCCUUGAAGGCUGUGGUGCUCCACGGUUGGUGGCUGAGCAACCUUGUCCGUAGACAUGGCGGCCGAGACAGGUUUCACCUUGGCUUGCAAAAGCUGCAGCGCUGGCGAGCAUACAGUGAGCGCGCAGCAACAGGGACGGCAUUGUCGGCUGCACUUACGCUCGGCGCCGGUGAGGCUCUCGGCGAGACGCAGCGCAAGCACUUCCUGUCGGCGCGGGCUUUCCAAGAGUGGUGCCGAGCGCUUACCGAGUCGCGGGAAUCUGCACUUUUCCAUCGCAAGAUCGACAUGCGGAAGGCGCUCCUGCAACGUGUGGCAACCAUCUGGGCACAAGACGAGGCGUCCACGCUGCUUCGUACCUCCUUCGACCUCUGGCACUCCACGCAGAUCUUCUUGGCUGUGGCCCCAGCUAUUAGGUCCUUGUGCGCGGCACCCCACUGUCCAGGAGUUCACACGUGGCACACAGUCACUGCAAUGCGAGGGAUCUGGAAGGCUGAGCUCUCAGGUAUCAAUGAGGGGUCGGCUGCGGAAUUCUACUCGCACAACUGCUCCAGCUUGUCAACAUUCGAGAUUGAGCCUGCUGCUAACACCAGCUUCGGCUUCGAGUUCGGGCCAGGUGCCGAUUUCGACAUUGCAUACACCCUUACAGUGGUGAGAAGCAGUGCGGAGCCCUUGAAUCUACUGAGCCCUUCCAGCCAAGAUCAGCACUCUGGGCGGCUCAUGGAGAAGUCAGCCUCAAAGAAGGACUGUGAAGACGACACCGACGGUUGUUUGCUGCAGCUAGCUGCAAGCUCUGUUACCACUUUCACCAGCAUGGCUUGUGUCUUCGUCAUCACAGCCAAAGGGCCGGCGCAGCCUGAUGUUCGUGUGGAAACAUUCAACGGCGCCAUUUGCCGCUGGCAGGUGAAUCCGGGAUAUGGCGAGAAUUAUGAGGUGGAUUUUAAGCCAAACUGA